Messenger RNA from Sorghum bicolor (sorghum), 1270 nucleotides. RefSeq names its product tetrapyrrole-binding protein, chloroplastic. Gene Ontology annotation, cellular component: chloroplast. Lineage: Eukaryota; Viridiplantae; Streptophyta; Magnoliopsida; Poales; Poaceae. Gene Ontology annotation, biological process: chloroplast-nucleus signaling pathway. The transcript has a single exon. The record is from RefSeq and is a predicted model, not a curated record. Gene Ontology annotation, molecular function: tetrapyrrole binding. Bases 273 to 1094 code for a protein of 273 amino acids.
CCACCUUUGUAUUCUCUCCCAGAUGAACCCCCUACAAAACCACCACCAAAAUCUCUCACAACCCUUGCGGCCUUGACACAAGACACGCACAAAGGUGGGCCGUCACAAGAACACACACACACACACACACAAGGCAACAGUCUCCAUUCUCCACACCACACGACCACCAGCUCAACUCAGCUCUCACUAAACCCCAUCCACUCCUUUAUCAUCGUCUCCCUCCCUCCCUCCCUCUCCAUUCUCAGCUCAGCUGGGUCGUCCUCCCGCCAUCCAUGGCAAAUGCUUCUCUGCAAUCCUUUCUUCUCCCGCAGCACCAUUCUUUCGCCAGCAACGGCGGCAGCCAUGACGGCUCCCCGUCUGCCCUGUUCAAGCUCUCCACCAACACCGGCAGCAGCAUUUCCUUCAGGCUCCACCCCAACACCUCCCGCUCGGUGACCACAACCUCGACCACCAACUCGUCAGCUCCAACUCCAGUGGCCCCGGCAGCUGCAUCAGCAGCAGAAGAAGACUCAUCACCAGCCCCCUCCCUUGACCUCCUCAGCCGCCAGCUCGCGGCAGGGGACUACCGCCAGGCCGACGAGACCACCCGGGCGCUCAUCAUCGACCUUGCUGGCGAGUCCGCGAGGCGCCGAGGGUACGUCUUCUUCUCAGAGGUCCAGUUCAUCUCCGCCGAGGACCUUCGCGCCAUUGACGAGCUCUGGAAAGAGCACAGCAAUGGCAAGUUCGGGUACAGCGUGCAGCGGCGGCUCUGGGAGAAAUCGCAGCGCGACUUCACCCGCUUCUUCAUCAGGGUCGGCUGGAUGAAGAAGCUGGACACUGAGGUAGAGCAGUACAACUACAGGGCCUUCCCUGACGAGUUCAUGUGGGAGAUAAAGGAUGACACACCUGAGGGUCACCUGCCGCUCACCAAUGCGCUCAGGGGCACACAGCUCCUGGGGAACAUCCUCACCCACCCGGCCUUCCAGGAGGAGAACCAGCAAGACGAAGCUGCAGCUGCAGCAGAGAGUGCCACCACUGGUCAAAGCAAAGAUGAUAACAAAGGGAGGGAGAGACCAAAGUUCAUGAAAGAUUUCAAGCCUGAUUAUUCCUUUUGACCGAGGCUGACCAUAAAAGGGCAUGGGAGUUUGUGAUGCAGAGAUGCUGGCAUGGUGUAAUUGAUUUAAAAGAUCAUGUAUCCGUAGUUCUGUUUGGGUUACUGUCUUAAAACAUGCAUCAAAGAUUGUGCAAUAUAUAUUACGAAUAUAUAAUUGGUUCAGGUGUUUGGUCUGCA